AUGGUUCCACAUUCGUUACAGUGAUGUCCUAGAGCAACCAAUCAGAAAGGAAAUGUUAUCAGUUGUUUGGCCUUUUUUGUUUUUUUGAGGAGAGGCGGUAAUAACAGUCUGGCGGUAAGCGAUCUACAGAUUGGCGUUUUCUGUAAUUACAACUCUAAGUAAGAGUAGUGACAUUUCCAUAUUUAGAGGUCCUGCGUUCAAUUCUCUGCCUGGUUCCCUGGUAAUAUUUUGUGGUUUUCUUUAGACGCUGUAGAAAAUUUGAUUGUCAAAAUGCUUAGCCAAGAAGAUGUUGUAACAUCCACCAAAGACAAGAUGCCAUAUUUCCCUAUUUGUAUGUCUGAUAUGAAAGCACCAACUGCCAAGUUCAUACAAAGUUAUUACUUUCGGGUGCUGGAAGUGUUCGGAGUGGACGUGGACAAUUUGAAAGAGCCGUCACCUGAACAGGUGCAGGAGCUAGACUAUUCAGAUGCAUACAGACCUCCGCUGCCUCUUUUAAACUUAUAUUUUGCUCUGUCCUAUAUAUAUAAACACAUCUUUGUGGAUAAUUUUUCAAUAAUGGAUAUAACUGAACCAACUCCUCAACGGACCCUGUACCUGAUGAAUGCUAUGGAUGCGUUUCACACAUUUGCUGACUGGAAAGCUCAGAAUGUGGAGAAUAUUUCUGCAGAGUUACUUCAACGUAAGGCAGAAUGUGAUGAGUUACGAGCUCAGUGUGAAGAACUUAAAAAGGAAUUGAACAUGACUGCAAGCGAACGUGCCCAGAGAGAAAUGCGGAAGAAAGAGUUGUUCGCCGCAGAUGAGGAGACAAGAAAUGAGAUUCUCCAGUUGAAGAAAGAAGACGCUGAAAUUCAGGAGGACAUGGCCUUGUCUGAAGCUGCCUUUGUGAAGGCAGAGCAAAAGAAUGAAAUGCUACAGGCGGAAUAUCAAAAGCUGGGUGCAGAAGUAUCGGAACUGCGAAAUCAAAUUGUUGAAUUCCCUGACCAGCUAGUAGCAGAUCUAAAUCGUCUGCGGGAAUUAAAGGAAAAGGUCGAAGCAGAAAAGCAGCACUUAGCGGAGGUUAAGCAGGAAAAGGAUCGACAGAAGGAAUUGUAUGAGAAAUUUGUGCGCAUGGGGGAAGAGUGUGAAGUCAAGCUGAAGGACAUACUUGCUACUGAUGAGCGCAUCAAUAAACUCGAUAAAAACCAGGAGAGAAGCCAAAAGAAGAAAGAGGCUUCCACAACGAAAGAGCAGGAAAUGAACAAGAAGAUCCAAAAUUCGCUAAAAAAGAUAGCUCGGUUGCAGGAACAGAAAAUGGCUGUCGGCCUGCAGUGGGAAAACAGGAAAACGGCACUCGCGCAGAAUAUCGAGGAAAAGACCAGGGAGAAAAUGCUUUUGAAGAAUAAGUUACGUGAUGCGCUAGAUAAAGUGGCUGACAUUUCAGCGAAGAGAGAGGAACUGGACGAAACAUUCAACUUACUAGAACGACAGAAUGAGGAACAGAACAAAGCCUUUGAUGAUCUAUACGAAAAGAAAACUUCAGAGCAAGAUGCUUCUAUUAAGAAGAUACAAGAUGCGCAAACCCAGCUUCUUAAAAACCUGAGAAGACGCAUAUGAUCUGGCUUUUAACAAGAGGCAACCCAAGUUCAUGUAAACUGUGUGUGCUGUUAUAAAUUCUCUUAUUUCAGAACCCAAAUAAAUGUAAAUGGUCUCUUUACUGCUGUUAACUUUGAAAUGCUGCAUUAAAUCAAAACAAAGUUAA
Zootermopsis nevadensis is the source of this 1738-nucleotide messenger RNA. RefSeq lists its product as uncharacterized. Lineage: Eukaryota; Metazoa; Arthropoda; Insecta; Blattodea; Termopsidae. The record is from RefSeq and is a predicted model, not a curated record. Gene Ontology annotation, cellular component: Ndc80 complex; kinetochore.